AUGGAACCGUCAUUUCCCAACGUGAUGAACCAACCUGUGCCGCCGGAACGGACUGAAUUAGGGCCUCCGCCCAUGGUCAUCCAACAGUACGCAAGGUAUCCUCCGGCUCUGGAGCCUGGUUUACAUAGCGCUUCUUCCAUAGGCAGUGCUCGCACUCACAUAGCUCCCUCCAAAUCCCCUCCUCUGGCGCGCAAAGCUACCCCGCGCAGUCUUCAGGCAUCGCCAACCGGCCCACGGCCCAUAGCGCCGCCUCCACCUCCACCUCCACCACCACCUGCAAUGGUGGCGCACUCUGGACCUUCGAUCUCACCUCCGAUGUAUGAUUCUAUUCGUCCCCGGCCUCCACGGGACUCGAUGGAUCAGACUGAAACCCGAUCCCUGCCUUCUCGCGAUUUGACUGACAGCUCCAUCGAUGAUGCCUACAUCAUGUUUGUCUUCUACUGCAAUCCAAACGUCCCUCUGUCCGUGGAUACCUCAGAGCUCCGCAAGAACUUUCGCUGCCCACCUCGGAGUGAUGGCAAGAGUUUCAGUAUAUUCGCACUGUGGGAGCUUAUUCGGAAGCUAGACAGCAAAGAGCUAAAGACAUGGAUACAACUGGCGAUCGAGCUGGGGGUAGAACCGCCUUCAUUAGAGAAGAAACAGAGUACCCAAAAGGUCCAGCAAUAUGCUGUUCGGCUCAAGCGCUGGAUGCGCGCAAUGCAUGUGGAUGCCUUCUUCGAGUAUUGUCUCGGUCAUCCGCAUCCCUACUACACCCAUCUUCCGCCUGCUAAUGUGAUCAGCGACAGCCGCGAUGGAGUGCCUCUUGAAGAAGAUCUUGCGCUACGGGCUCUGGUUCCGCAAUGGAGGCCGAAAAGGGGACGGAAACGAGCUGAGGAAGAAAACGAAAGACUAGCCAUGGCGAAAAGGCCCCAUCUCGAUCCAACAAUGGGCGUCCUGCAGCCAGGGCCAUUCCCAGGCCCUCCAGGACCAUACCCACCAGGUGCCCUGCCAUUUAGCACCUUUCCUGACGAGAUGGGGUCGCAUGAUCCGUGGAUGGGCAGCGCACCUCCAUUCCCACCGGAAGGGACGACUGAACCUUCGUCGCAGUCUAACCCGGACCUGCGGUGGCGACCUAUCGAACGAGAUGCUUCCCCAGGGGGUUAUCCGCAUUCUGCUAUAGCACCUAGAAGCCAGCAUGAGUCUGAUGUCUUCAUCCAGCCUGCAGAACCGCGCUCAGCGGUCACAAUGUCUUCUUCCGGGGAGAAGACGCGGCCUAAACGACGCCAUGGCCCAGCAGUGUCAUCUGCCUGGCCGAGCAACACUGGCAGUAAUGGAAAGACCCGAGGCCGGCCACCAAAUCGAGGGACUGUUUCUGGACCUUUCUCUUCGUUCCCAGUCAAUCCCAAUCGCACUGAUGCAUCUCAUUUACCGGGCCCAGGGCUUCGGUCUUCCCCUGCUAUGCUCCUGGAUCAGGACCCUGCCAGUCGUUACAAUCAUUCUCCUUUCCAGCAGUCCCCUACGCCGUUCCAUUUCGGUCCCAAGCCAGAUAAAUUACAGCUCCAGGUACCACCCCACCCCGGCACACCUGUCCGUCUGGCAACCCCUCCUACCCUGAUGGUCAAUGGUAUCAACAAUGCUCCUGGCUCAACAAAGAUGGAAGGGCAGGGAACGCAGCGUAAUGGCACCCUUGCUCCUCUAAACGACUUCAUGAGUAAUGUGGGCGUCACCAACCCAUCUGCUUACGCAAACCGCAAUAGCGUACCACAUGCGGAUAUAUCUUCCGAUGACGUUGUACGUGUACUGUCAAGCGAACUUCUUCGUGGAAAGACCACCGGUCGGUCUGCUCCCCUCAGCACUGAAGAGGCCCGGGCUCUUGCAAUGUCUGUAGUGUCCAGCUUGACCACUACAUAUGCAAAGCUACCAGCCGGCUUGGCGGCGCUUAUGUCCGCCUUACAUCUGGGACUUGGACAGCAAUUUGGCUAUCCAGGAGUGACAGACAGCCUGAUGACCGUAAAUGUCGAGUCAGGGCCUGCCAUAACCUCAGACACGCCAAGCACCGAUGGAAGCCCCAACUAUGUGUACACCAUUUCUCAUGAGUACAAGCACGGACUUCGGUUUUCGACCAAAGUCACAUACGGCGACCUCAGCAUUAGCACUCCCACUCCGGACAGCCACAAGCUCGACCUUACGCCCCGGGUAACCGAGGAACUUGAAGCCAGCAUAGCAGAAGCCGACAGCAUGACAGAUGCUGAAUUCGAAGUGGAUGCGGAGGAUUCCACCCCCGACGCAACGUGGAAACAAAGAUAUCUCAAACUCCGAGCGCAGGUGCAGCGAAAGGAGCGAAUGUUGUCGCAAUAUAAGCGCAAAAUCCUAGAGUCUGUGAUGGCAGACAUAUAG
Molecule: messenger RNA, 2376 nt
Organism: Aspergillus niger
Lineage: Eukaryota; Fungi; Ascomycota; Eurotiomycetes; Eurotiales; Aspergillaceae
Exons: 2
Coding region: 1-2376 (791 amino acids)
Molecular function (GO): DNA replication origin binding
Source: RefSeq, a predicted model, not a curated record